AAAUCUUCAGACUUUUCCAUCAACUAUUAUUCCGAACGAACCAAAUUACAACACAUUUUCCCUCAGUUUCUUCAACACAUUUUCUCAUUUUUUAACACUCUUAUACAUUGAGACACUACUGUAAACUUCAUAAUGGGUAUAUUGGAAAGAAUAUCAGAAAUUGAGGCAGAGAUGGCAAGAACCCAGAAAAACAAAGCAACAAUGGGACAUCUUGGGUUACUGAAAGCUCGCCUCGCUAAAUUAAGACGUGAACUUAUUGAACCAAAAGGUGGAGGAGGUGGUACUGGAGAUGGUUUUGACGUUGCCAAAACUGGUGAUGCAAGAAUUGGUUUCGUGGGUUUUCCCUCAGUCGGGAAAUCAACACUGUUAAGUAACUUGGCAGGAGUGUAUUCUGAGGUAGCUGCUUAUGAAUUUACAACUUUGACAACAGUACCAGGUGUCAUUAAAUAUAAAGGUGCUAAAGUCCAGCUCCUUGAUUUACCUGGUAUUAUUGAGGGUGCAAAGGACGGUAAAGGGAGAGGAAAACAGGUCAUUGCAGUGGCAAGGACGUGUGGUUUGAUUUUUAUUGUGCUGGACGUUUUGAAACCUUUACAGCAUAAAAAACUGAUAGAAAAAGAAUUGGAAGGCUUUGGUAUACGACUAAACAAACAACCACCUAAUAUAGGAUAUAGAAAGAAAGAAAAAGGAGGAAUAAAUUUGCAAACACUUGUUCCGCAAUCUGAAUUAGACAUUGACACAGUGAGAACAAUCCUAAAUGAGUACAAAAUAAAUAAUGCCGAUAUUGUGUUGAGAGACGAUUGCACAGCAGAUGAUUUGGUGGAUGUUGUGGAAGGAAAUCGUGUUUUCAUUCCAUGUAUUUAUUUACUCAACAAGAUUGACCAGAUUUCCAUAGAGGAAUUGGAUAUCAUUUAUAAAGUUCCGCAUUGUGUUCCCAUAUCAGCUCAUCACAAAUGGAAUUUUGACGAUUUACUAGAAAAAAUGUGGGAAUAUUUACAACUUGUUAGAAUAUACACAAAACCUAAAGGUCAGUUACCCGAUUACACAGCACCUGUUGUACUGAAAGGUGGAAGGAAUUCAGUGGAAGAUUUCUGCAACAAACUACACAGAAGCAUUAUGAAAGAAUUUAAAUGUGCCUUGGUAUGGGGAACAUCAGUAAAACAUCAGCCACAAAAAGUAGGAAGAGAUCAUGUAUUAUGUGAUGAAGAUGUAGUACAGGUCAUAAAAAAGAUUUAAGAAGAUUCAAAGCUGUCUGUGUUUACUUUAUCAAAUGGAAGAUAUAUAAAACCGCCUUAAAUUGAACUAAAGCAAGAUCAUUACCCCAUAAAAUUACUGACAUGUUAUUUGUGUAUAGUGAACUUUAUAUUUUUAUGAGGAGAUGAGAGCUCAGUGUAUAUAUUGAUAUACGGGGUAAAUUGGACUUGUGUACAUUUCUAAACUUUCACUAAGUUAAAUGAUUAUGUUGCUAUGACUGCAAUAAUAUUCAUUUACUAGUUAAUUGUUCUGUGAAAAUAUUUUCUGUUUUAAACCAAAUGUUCGGGUUGACUCUAAAAUAAAAAAGUCAGUUUCUCAUGAAA
Molecule: messenger RNA, 1574 nt
Organism: Mytilus californianus (California mussel)
Lineage: Eukaryota; Metazoa; Mollusca; Bivalvia; Mytilida; Mytilidae
Product: GTP-binding protein 128up-like
Exons: 10
Coding region: 133-1233 (366 amino acids)
Biological process (GO): cytoplasmic translation
Cellular component (GO): cytoplasm
Molecular function (GO): GTPase activity; GTP binding
Source: RefSeq, a predicted model, not a curated record